AUGGCUAGAGGAUUGAAGAAGCAUUUGAAGAGGAUCAAUGCCCCCAAGCAUUGGAUGCUCGACAAGCUCGGUGGUGCUUUUGCUCCAAAGCCCUCAUCUGGACCACACAAGUCAAGGGAAUGCUUGCCACUUAUUCUGAUAUUGCGUAACAGACUCAAGUAUGCUUUGACAUACCGUGAGGUCAUUGCUAUUCUGAUGCAAAGGCAUGUCCUUGUUGAUGGCAAAGUUAGGACUGACAAGACUUAUCCUGCUGGAUUCAUGGAUGUUGUGUCCAUCCCCAAAACAAAUGAGAACUUUCGCCUGCUUUAUGAUACCAAAGGCAAAUUCCGUCUCCAUUCUGUCAGAGAUGACGAGUCAAAGUUCAAGCUCUGCAAGGUCCGUUCAGUGCAAUUUGGGCAGAAAGGCAUCCCAUACCUAAACACCUAUGAUGGUCGCACAAUCCGCUACCCAGACCCUGUCAUCAGGGCAAAUGACACCAUUAAGCUGGAUCUUGAGGAGAACAAGAUCGUUGACUUCAUCAAAUUUGAUGUUGGGAAUGUAGUUAUGGUUACUGGUGGAAGGAAUAGGGGACGUGUUGGAGUCAUCAAGAACAGGGAGAAGCAUAAGGGAACCUUCGAGACAAUCCACGUUCAGGAUGCCACUGGACACGAGUUUGCUACCCGUCUGGGCAAUGUGUUCACCAUUGGCAAGGGUACAAAGCCAUGGGUAUCUCUUCCCAAGGGUAAGGGUAUCAAGCUUACUGUCAUUGAGGAAGCUAGGAAGAGAGCUGCUGCAGCCCAACAAGCAGUUGCUGCUUAA
This is a messenger RNA of Vicia faba (fava bean), 798 nucleotides long. The record is from the annotation of a GenBank genome assembly. NCBI's taxonomy places the organism in Eukaryota, Viridiplantae, Streptophyta, Magnoliopsida, Fabales, Fabaceae.